GCGUUAAGUUGGAGCCGUCUCAGCGGCCGCCGCCAUUUUGUGCAGGCGCUGGGAAGGGAAGGAGACGCCUAGACCGUGGCACCGCCCGGUUUGAGCGUGACCAGACCUCCCCAGCUGUCCUAACAACCCCGAUUCUCUGUGUUUUGCUCCCGUCUCCGACGAGAGAGGCGGCGACGGUGGCGUCUGCGACGGGAGACAGCGCGUCGGAGCGAGAGAGCGCCGCGCCUGCCGCCGCCCCAACAGCGGAGGCGCCGCCGCCAUCGGUCGUCUCUAGACCGGAGCCGCAGGCCCUUCCUAGCUCGGUCAUCCGUGCCCCGCUCCCAGAUCUUUAUCCGUUUGGGACCAUGCGCGGAGGCGGCUUUGGGGACCGGGAUCGGGACCGGGACCGUGGAGGGUUUGGAACAAGAGGUGGUAGUGGCCUUCCCCCGAAGAAGUUUGGUAAUCCUGGGGAGCGUUUACGUAAAAAGAAGUGGGAUUUGAGUGAACUCCCCAAGUUUGAGAAGAAUUUUUAUGUGGAACAUCCAGAAGUAGCAAGAUUGACUCCGUAUGAAGUUGAUGAGCUCCGUCGAAAGAAAGAGAUUACUGUGAGAGGGGGGGAUGUUUGUCCAAAACCUGUCUUUGCCUUCCAUCAUGCUAACUUUCCACAGUAUGUAAUGGAUGUGCUGAUGGAUCAGCAUUUUACAGAACCAACUCCCAUUCAGUGCCAGGGAUUUCCUUUGGCUCUUAGUGGCCGCGAUAUGGUUGGCAUUGCACAGACUGGCUCUGGAAAGACAUUGGCGUAUUUGCUGCCUGCAAUUGUUCAUAUAAACCACCAGCCAUACUUGGAAAGAGGAGAUGGCCCAAUUUGUCUAGUGCUGGCCCCUACGAGAGAACUUGCUCAGCAGGUGCAGCAGGUGGCUGAUGAUUAUGGAAAGUGUUCUAGGUUGAAGAGCACAUGCAUUUAUGGAGGUGCUCCUAAAGGUCCUCAAAUUCGAGACUUGGAAAGAGGCGUUGAGAUCUGCAUAGCCACUCCCGGGCGCCUGAUAGAUUUCCUGGAAUCGGGAAAGACAAACCUUCGCCGAUGCACUUACCUUGUGUUGGAUGAGGCUGACAGAAUGCUUGAUAUGGGCUUCGAGCCGCAGAUCCGUAAAAUUGUUGACCAAAUCCGGCCUGACCGGCAGACACUGAUGUGGAGUGCAACUUGGCCAAAGGAAGUAAGGCAGCUUGCAGAGGACUUCCUGCGUGAUUACACCCAGAUCAAUGUGGGCAAUCUGGAGUUGAGUGCCAACCACAACAUCUUGCAGAUUGUGGAUGUCUGUAUGGAAAGUGAAAAAGAUCACAAAUUGAUCCAACUGAUGGAGGAAAUCAUGGCGGAAAAGGAAAAUAAGACUAUAAUAUUUGUGGAGACAAAGAGACGCUGUGAUGACCUCACUCGAAGGAUGCGCAGAGAUGGUUGGCCAGCUAUGUGUAUCCAUGGAGACAAGAGUCAACCAGAAAGAGAUUGGGUACUUAAUGAGUUUCGAUCUGGAAAGGCUCCUAUCCUCAUUGCCACAGACGUAGCCUCCCGUGGGCUAGAUGUGGAAGAUGUCAAGUUUGUGAUCAACUACGACUAUCCAAACAGCUCAGAGGAUUAUGUUCACCGUAUUGGCCGAACGGCCCGGAGCACCAACAAGGGCACUGCCUAUACCUUCUUUACCCCGGGGAACCUAAAGCAGGCUAGAGAGCUGAUCAAAGUGUUGGAAGAGGCCAAUCAGGCUAUCAAUCCGAAAUUGAUGCAGCUGGUGGACCACAGAGGCGGUGGCGGCGGAGGGGGUAAGGGAGGUCGCUCUCGAUACCGGACUACUUCUUCAGCCAACAACCCCAAUCUGAUGUAUCAGGAUGAGUGUGACCGGAGGCUUCGGGGGGUGAAGGACGGUGGCCGGAGAGAUUCUACAAGCUACCGGGAUCGCAGUGAGACCGAUCGGGCCAGUUAUGCUAACGGCAGUGGCUAUGGAAGCCCGAAUUCCGCCUUUGGGGCCCAAGCAGGCCAAUACACCUAUGCUCAAGGCACCUAUGGGGCAGCAGCUGCUUACGGCACCAGUGGCUACACAGCCCAGGAGUAUGCUGCUGGCACCUACGGGGCUAGUGGCACCACCUCAAGCGGGAGGAGCUCCCAGAGCUCCAGCCAGCAGUUCAGUGGUAUAGGCCGCUCUGGGCAGCAGCCACAGCCACUGAUGUCCCAGCAGUUUGCACAGCCUCCAGGAGCCACCAAUAUGAUAGGCUACAUGGGGCAGACUGCUUAUCAGUACCCUCCUCCCCCUCCCCCCCCCCCCCCCCCCUCCUCCUUCUCGUAAAUGAAGCUGCUUGGUGGAGUGACUCGUGCAGAUUAAUUCCAUCUAAAGGAAUACUGUCUAUUCUUUUACCCUUCUAGCCCUUUGCAUUUUUAUUUUUUCUUUUUCCAACCAUUGUGGUUUAUCUUUUUUUAAUGCAGAUUAGUUAAAAUUCACUGCCAGGUUUCUUCUGCCCACCCAAAAGAUCCAGUCUGUAAUAACAGAUUUUGUAAGGGAAAAAAUACAUAUAUAUAUAUAUAUAUAACUAUAUAUAUAUAAAACUGACUGGGAAAGAUUAAUUUCUUGCCCCGAAUUAAUGCAUGUUGAGGAUAUUGAGCUAUUUUUCAUCUUAAAGGUAUUAGGCAUUUUUGUCGGAGCCUGUUUAUUGGGAAGGAGGGUAGGGAAGGAUGGAUGGUCCCGCAGAAGAUGGUGGCAUCUGCUUCAGACUGUUCUCCUUCCUGGGAGAAGCCAAGAGGGACUUCCAUGCGCAUUGUCUGUCCAUGGUGGGUUUUAAGUUACUGAAGUUAGAUUACUCAGGCCUGCUGAAAUUUAAGACAACCAGUCAUUUUGGCUGAUGGCUUAUGACGUGCAUUUGACAGUUAAAAAAUUCCUAAUUGGUUUUGACUUCUCCUGCAGUUAUUAAAAUAUUAACCAGGUUAGUGUUGAGUUAGAAAUUACAUUUCUGAGUUCAAGCAAUCUUUUUUAAGUUUAAAAAGUACAAGACAUUGUUUUUGCUGGGUAGACUGGCAUCUGGGUAGAGGCUGCCUGGUUUUUUUCCCCCCCAUAUAACAGGGAACAUUUGAAAGUCAGUUUUCUAGCCAGAUAGCCAUCAUGAGCCGUAAGCAUCAGUGCUUAGCAGAAACUUCCUGAGCAGCUGAGUCUACGAUGUAGAGAACACCUUUAGAAAUGAUGGAAUCCAAAUGGGCAGAUCUUCCUCUUAAACUCGGUAUUUUUAAAAGUAAGAAUGACUCACGGGCUGCUCUACCCUCAGCCAGGCUCUCCUGAGCAGGACUGCUGAAGAGUUAGUCUCCACAGCCUGUUCUGUGGUACUCUUAGCAGAUGGAGGCACUCAUCCUCGGCGUCCCUUUGCACUCAGCUUUUCCAAGGUAGGUAGUGCUUUAGGAGGCACUCUGGAGGACUAGAGCCCACUCCACCUUACUCUCCAGUGCGAAGGUGGGUGCGUUUGUCUCCUCGUCCAUUUGUUCAAUGUUUUCUUACUGAAACUUCCAAGAGCAACAGAUGCAUCUGAAAGAAUAUUCUGCUCUUGUGUCACCUAAGAGGAUAGGACAGUAGAUGGCCCCAGUGCCUAUAGUAGAUCACAGUGGUGGGUGGGCGCUUUGUUUACUGUUACCUGUGCUGUUCAUUCCCAGUACAGUUAAAGGGAGGAGGCCCCGGCCGGGCGGUGGUGGCGCACGCCUUUAAUCCCAGCACUUGGGAGGCAGAGCCAGGCGGAUCUCUGUGAGUUCGAGGCCAGCCUGGUCUACAGAGCGAGAUCCAGGAAAGGCGCAAAGCUACACAGAGAAACCCUGUCUCGAAAAACCAAAAAAAAAAAAAAAAAAAAAAAAAAAAGGGAGGAGGCCCCACUGCAUUCCUUGGCUGUACCCUCAAGAGUGCCCUGCUGCUUUCUAACAGUCUUAACGAUACCCUUGAGGUUUCCUUCAGGAAGAGAAAAGGGGUGGUUUUGAGGGCUCUGAAAGUAGGAUUCAGUGUGCGACAUAACAGGUAGGUUGUCAGCAUAUGUUGGCUAUACGCAUGUGAACGCUUGGCAUCCUUUUGUUUUCCUUCCUAUCUCACAGAAUGUUAAGCUAAGGGAGAAUGGUGGGCACAGAUGUGUGGCAACCCUCCUCUGUGCUUUGGAACCAAAGUGUGUGUCUGUCUCUCACCCUGCUAAAAGGAAGCAGUGUCUAACCAAGGACACUGACCAGCCGUUACAGAGAACUCUUUCUACAACCAAAUUCAGAUUUAUUUAUUAAGCAUUAUACCAUGGGCUAUCCUGUGGUACUGUGGCUCUUCAAAACGCCUCUUCUGUUAACGCCUCUGGGGAUGAAGCAGUAGCACCUCUCCUCCCCACCAGAAGCAUACUCCAGGUGAAAUUAACACCUGGUUUCAUAUUUCAUGAGCUCUUUUGGCCUGGGUACAGCAGAAAACUAGCAGUUUUCCUAUUUAGUGCAAAUGACUUCUGCCUCCUUGUCUGUCCUUUGGAGUUCUCAGGACAGGCGUAGGCAAACCCUUGAGCUGGGUUUAUUGCCCUGGUGGUUAACUCACGUAGGGAAAGGGCUUCAGUAUUAAGCUGUGGGCUGCUCCCCUACCCCUCCCAAACAAUUCAUUGUGCAGACUUCUCAUCUAAAAGGUUGGUGGCUUUUGCUUGGGAUCAGUGCUCUGCUAAUGCCUUUUGCUGAUCUCUCCACACAUUCCUGUCAUGGAGACUUGAAUUGUAGGUGUGAUGUUACGGCACAGGAUGCUAAGAGCUGUUACUACUAUUCUUAGUGUGUAAAUUGUCCUUUUGAUACCAUCUUGUUUUCUUUUGUAGGUAUAAAUAAAAACAAUUGACAAUAAA
Messenger RNA from Peromyscus californicus insignis, 4845 nucleotides. It is a transcript of the gene Ddx17, whose product is annotated as DEAD-box helicase 17. Gene Ontology annotation, cellular component: nucleus; ribonucleoprotein complex; cytoplasm. The record is from RefSeq and is a predicted model, not a curated record. Gene Ontology annotation, biological process: alternative mRNA splicing, via spliceosome. Bases 345 to 2312 code for a protein of 655 amino acids. Gene Ontology annotation, molecular function: ATP binding; RNA helicase activity; RNA binding. The transcript has 13 exons. Lineage: Eukaryota; Metazoa; Chordata; Mammalia; Rodentia; Cricetidae.